UGCAGCCAUUGCUCCCUUGCGCCUGUCACCUAAAGUCGCCGAUUGCUUAUCACCCCAGAGAGGAAUAUGAAGAGUUCUUUUCACAUUGUGUAGAAAUGGAUGUAAUUACUUUGGCUGCUCUGUAAAGAUACAUUGGAGGAGCUGACCAUCUUUACAGAUCCGUAGGGUGUACACAAGUCAGUCGCUGGUUGUUGAGUCUGUAUCUGAAGCCAUGGAGGAGGACUUGCCUACCGCCUUUCUGCCACGUGAAAUAAUACAAGAUGAGCAUCUAAUUGGAUCUAAUUAGAUAUGAGUACAUGCAGUGUAAUGUUACUCAGAUGGAAGAUCCGUCCAAAAGUAUGAACAACAUGAAAUUAAAAAAAACCCAGGUAAAAUAGACAUAACCGCAUUGAUCAUGAUCUGACGUUUUCAUCAGAAAUAAAAACAGAUUUGUUGGUAUUAAUCAUUGCAGAAGUCUUUACUGGAACUUUCUAAGUCUCAAGUAACUUGAAAUGCUUUGACAUAAGUUUAGUCCCAGUCAAGACUACUAUUUUUGUAAAGGUGCAAUUUUUUCAUCUAAAUUGUUAUUAUGACAUUCACUCUCUCUCCCAUUUCAGCAAAAAAUGGUGGCUUCCUUGGCGUAUCAACGGAAACCCUUGAAGCUAAAGAAGGUCUAAAGUCUACCAUGAUGGGGUGGCCCCUUAGUGGACCCACCAUGACCCAGUCAUGGGCUGUUGAAAAAAGGCCCCUCCUGAUCCCUUUGACCAUGCAAAACCCCAUCUAGGCUGAAAAAUUUCAUUCACUCUCUCUCCCAUUUCAGAAAAAAUGGGCAGCUUCCUCGGCGCGUCAAGGCGACAGCCAGUGUACACCUCAGAGGUUCUUCCAGCUUGCCAGAUGAGAUUCCUGAAUAUCUGUCAGAAUGUCAGAUGAUUUGAGGAAACAGACAGAGUCCAGUACAUCCCAACCAAUGGCAAGAGUAAAAUGUUCAAGAAAAAGAAGUAUUGGUGUGAUUUCAAAGGAGAAUUACGACUGCCUUAGAUUAAAACUUGAAGGAGGUGACAUUCCCAAGGAUAGCAAGACUGUCAAGUUUUACCAUGUCUGCCAGAAAAUACGGAAGUUCAAUUUAUCUUUGACAGAAAUUCACAACCCUGUCCAAGGAGAAUAUAGAUUGGAGAUUAUUGAUGGGGACAGGAAAAUAGUGAUAUCAAAGUCAGAACUUGAUAAUGUCAUCUGCAAAUUUUACACUGAGUUGCGGGGUUCUGGAGCAAAGAAAAUAAGAACAUUGAUAAACCAGUAUUAUGCUGGCAUUUCUCAGGAAGCCAUACAAGACUUUAUAGACAGGCAAGAUGACAGGCAACUGUUACAUCCUAAAUUUGUUAAUGCUGCCAAACUAAAACCGGUGAUUUCAAGAACACCAAUGGGGCGACACCAGGUUGACCUUGUGGAACUAACUGGAAUGCCUGCAGAAAAUGAUGGUGAAACAUUCAUUUACAUCUUGUCUGUUAUUGAUGUUUUCACAAGAUUCUUGUGGCUUCGGCCUCUUUCCAACAAAAGAGCCUGUUCAGUGGCAUUGGAACUCCACAAAAUCUACUUUGAGUAUGGAUGGGGAAAUCCAAGAAUCUUACAGUGCGAUCAAGGCUCCGAGUUUAAGGGAGCAGUCAACCAACUCUGCAUUGAAAUGGGAACGAAGAUUGUCCGAAGUCGGGCUCACCAUCCCCAAUCUCAGGGAAAGAGUGAACAAUCACACCGGGAUUGGAAAAGCCAUUUGGAAUUUUAUCACAGCAAACAUGGUGAUGGAGAAAGCUUCAACUUGGUGGAAAAGUUGCCAGCAUAUGCUAGAAUACACAAUGAAAGCAUUCAUUCUGCACUUGGUUGUUCACCAUACAAGGCCAUGCUGGGCUGCCCUCCAGUACACUUCAAGAAUGUGUUGAGAGCUGGGAGUACAGAUGAUGCAUACUCUUGCUCUGAAGAAGAUGAGCAAUGCGAACUAUCUGCAGAGAGUCAUGAGGAUACUGGAGACGAAUAUGGCUUUAAUGAGAGAAUAGAAGCAAUCACAGGAAACCUCAGGAAAAAUGUGCUGCAGGCGUCACUGACCAAAUCAUCAGAAAUGAUUAAAAAACACCACGAAAACAAGGACACAUCAGUGUACAAGAUAGGGGAUGAAGUUCUGGUGAGGGUUCAUGGAAAAGAUACCAGAGUCAAACGAGGUGGGCCCAAAAAAGGGAUGAAAAAAUGCAAGGAAGGAACUAUUGUCGAAAUAGAUUCCCAGAACUCCCAAUUCAAGGUUGCCUAUCCGAACAAGCAUGUGCAGUGGGAGCAGGUGUGUGACAUUACUUCUCGGACAAGAAAAGAAGAGAAGAGGAGAAGAAUGAGGACAUAUGAAGAUGCUCUGCCAGAUGCAAGAGAAGAGGGUAGAAAGCCACUCAAAAGGGGAAAAACACAGGAUGAAAAAGGAAAGGGAGAACAACAGGCUCAAACCAAGAGGAGAGACAAUGCAGAAACAAAAGGACGCAAGAAGACGCCAACUAUGAAAGAACUGGAGAUGGAGGCCUCAUUCUAUGACCUUGACAUUGUGGACAAUGAAGGGGCUGGUAACUGCAUGUUUAUUGCAUUGGCUCAACAGCUUCAAAUACAUGACAUUGACAUAACCAGCCAUAAACAUCUGCGAGAAAAGGUUGUGCAAUAUGUGUAGGGCAAGCGGUGUCUGUUCAAGGACUUCGUGGAUAAAAACCAUUAUCCAACAUUCAGAGACUAUAUCAUCAAGAUGAAGAUGUUGGGGGAAUGGGGAGACAACAUCAUUCUGCAGGCAACAGCUGACCUCUAUAAGGUGACCAUCAGGAUCAUUACAACAAUUGCAAAUGAGCCUACAUUCAUUCGUCCAGCUGAAUACUGAGGAGACAUGCCAGUACUAAGCAUAGGCCACUUGUGGGAGCUGCAUUAUGUGACACUCAUACCAGUGUCCACAGAAGGAGAGAAAGAGACAGAAGCAGCUAAUGACACCAAAAUGGACACAGAAGAUGAAUCAGAUUCAGAUUCCAAGUAUGCAAUCAACACUGCUGUAUGGGAACACAAGUGAGGAACAACUUCAAAGGCAUGAUGAGUUUGUCAGCGGCUUCCCAACACCAGACCGAAGAGUCAAUUUUGCAGAGGGAUAUCUGUCUCAAUAU
Haliotis rufescens (red abalone) is the source of this 3146-nucleotide messenger RNA. RefSeq lists its product as uncharacterized. The record is from RefSeq and is a predicted model, not a curated record. NCBI's taxonomy places the organism in Eukaryota, Metazoa, Mollusca, Gastropoda, Lepetellida, Haliotidae. The coding region runs from base 899 to 2671 and encodes 590 amino acids. Gene Ontology annotation, molecular function: nucleic acid binding. Gene Ontology annotation, biological process: DNA integration. The transcript has 15 exons.